AUGAUAGAGGUCGACCAGAGGAUAAGUCAAAGUUCGCGAGAUGCAACGCCAUCACCUCAGGACACCGGCCAAAGCGGUCGGAAGAAGACAAGGAGAAACACCCAUAUAGCAUGCGUCAACUGUUCCAAAUGGCAUGUAUCAUGCGAGGCCAGGAGACCUUGUCAUCGGUGUGUUAGUAAAGGCCUGGAAGCCACAUGUGUUGAUGCACCACGAAAGAAGAGUAAAUACUUGGCAGGAAUACCAGAUGGGUCCUUACAACGACCGGUAAGAAGAGAAUUAUCGAUAAAUUACCAACAUGAACAGCAGAAAUUCCAGGAUCCACAGCAUAUAGUCCACAAAUCGAAAUUUAUGUCCAAUGCGGCUGACUCCGAAUACGCCAUUCUUUCCCGCAUCAUCAAUCAGGACUCGCUGUUGAACAAGAUACCAGUGGAUUUCUUGUAUUCGAACAAGCAAUUCACACCAAGUAGUGAGUCUACAGCAAGCCCGCCUUUGAAAAGUUACGCUAAUGUGCCUCCUCAUCCGUAUCCAUCUUCGGGCCUCAACGUUUACUCUAUGCUGCUGGGUCCCAACUCGAUGGAUAUAUUGUCAUCACAGGUCGACCUAUUCGAGAAUCAUUUCCCAUUGGAACCGGUAGAAUCUGCAGACGGCUCUUUAAAAUUCAAGAGGCUACUGCCGCCCGAUCGUUCGCCAGAGUCGAAUGAGAUUCAGGAAAACCCACUGAUAAACCAGUAUUACUUGAACAUUGAGAACCUGACAUUUCCAGAAGUUAUGAGAGUAUGGAAAUCUCGAAAGGGUAAGAACGAGUCCCAUUUGCUAUCAUUUGCAUUGGAGUGUUGUUCACCUGAAUCUGCGCGCACGAUCAGUAACCCAGAUUGGGAGCAUUCGCUCAGGUACUCUACGCCGAUGGAAAUUUAUACGUUAAUCACGGAACCCUUCUCACACACUCCCGGAUUCCAUCAUCUGUUUACAUACCUAAAGAAGAGGUUCAACAAACAGGCAUUAGUGGAGAUGUGCCGAUCGUUGGCGGAAUUUCGACCGAUCUUCAUCGCAUGCUCAGUUACUUUAACAGAGGAAGAUAUGAUCUUUAUGGAGCAAUGUUAUCAGAGAACUUUACUGGAGUAUGCGAAAUUCAUAGUACAAACCGGUACGCCGACUUGCGUCUGGAGACGUAAUGGACAAAUCUCCUACGUGAAUGAAGAAUUUGAGAUCCUAACGGGCUGGAACAAAGAGGAUCUUUUGAACAAAAUGACAUUCAUCGUAGAAAUCCUCGACGAUGCCAGCGUAGAGGACUAUUUCAGGACUUUUUCGAAAGUCGCAUACAAGGAUUUCAAAGGCUCAGAACAGAUGCUCGUUUGUAAUAUAUUGAGUCCCAUCAGGGGGACAGUUAUAGAGUGCUGUUGCAUGUGGACAUUAAAGAGGGAUGUAUCUGGGUUGCCACUAAUGAUCCUAGGCAAUUUCAUGCCGAUAUUGAAUUAA
Molecule: messenger RNA, 1476 nt
Organism: Torulaspora delbrueckii
Lineage: Eukaryota; Fungi; Ascomycota; Saccharomycetes; Saccharomycetales; Saccharomycetaceae
Gene: ERT1
Product: Ert1p
Exons: 1
Coding region: 1-1476 (491 amino acids)
Biological process (GO): cellular response to starvation; regulation of DNA-templated transcription
Cellular component (GO): nucleus
Molecular function (GO): DNA-binding transcription factor activity, RNA polymerase II-specific; zinc ion binding; RNA polymerase II transcription regulatory region sequence-specific DNA binding
Source: RefSeq, a predicted model, not a curated record